GAUGGAGGCUGAGGUUUAUAUGAGGAGGGGCAGUAAUAAAGGAGGGGGUCCGGAGGAGGAGGAGGAGAACGAGGAGGAGGAGGAGGAGGAGGAGGAGGAGGAGGAGGAGGAGGAGGAGGAGGAGGAGGAGGAGGAGGAGGAGGAGGAGGAGGAGGAGGAGGAGGAGGAGGAGGAGGAGGAGGAGACAGGCGAGUACAGAAUAGAGAGUGCUCGAGAAGAGGCAAGAAGGUUGCGAGUGGAUGCAUUUAAGGUUAUCUAACACGAAGGAACCAGUUGAGUGGAUG
Molecule: messenger RNA, 284 nt
Organism: Closterium sp. NIES-67
Lineage: Eukaryota; Viridiplantae; Streptophyta; Zygnematophyceae; Desmidiales; Closteriaceae
Source: the annotation of a GenBank genome assembly